AUGGAGGUAGUGGAUUAUACAACUUAUAUUGAAGAGCUACAUGACAUAUUGAUGGAAGGACAGGAAGUCAUUCUCCAUCUAUCCAAAGGAUACAAAACUGCCGCAAGAGUAGAUCAAGAAUGGCGGGAAAAAAUGAAAAAGGUUGUAAAACAGUUCAUGGCAUUUAUUUAUAACUUUGCGGGAGGCAGUCCGGAGUCGAACCAGUACCUGAUAGACCUGCCAAAAUUGCUGAAGAUCGACGCUCCGACAGAGGACGAUCCUGAGGAAGAUCCCUGUGAAGCUGAGGAGAAACCGGAGCAGCCUGCUGAUGAAAUACCGUCCACGGCUCCAAAACCGAAUUGGUGGGAAGAGUCAGACGCGGUCGAUCGUCCGUUUCUGCUGUACGGUGACAUGGCAGACUUCAGUCCUGAUCAGAGACGACAGGCUCUCAAGACUAUGAAGCAGAAGAAAACUGCGCCCAGAAAGUGGAAGGACUAUGCUUUCAGAUCGAUGUUCCUUAAAUCGAGAUGUUGCAAUUUGAAUCAAAUAAAAGAUCUGUACGUGAACAAGCUGCCGCUUCCCACUAAAUUCGAAUGUAUGAAUUAUCUGAACGGCAACGGGAAUGAUAAGGAAGGGAUAAGGGGAUCUAAAUCUUCAUUACCAGGUCGUGGAGGAAGUAUAGAUAUACGAGGGAAUAUGGGAUCUAUUCUAAAGAUCAUUACAUCAGUACCAAAUGCUGCACCAGUUAGUGCUAAGACAGAAUUACUUGGCGCUAGAGACUCCAUGGAGAUCACACCCACCACCAAGCUGCGCGAGCGCCUUUCCCUAAGGCCAACGGAUAACAGCCAACCAAAGACUCAAACUCUUAACAUAGGGAAAAAAAGAGGUUCUGUCUUCGAAUCGCCGAAAUACGAGGAAUUGGUGGAGGAACAAAUAACUACAAUACAUCCAAAUCCAAUACAUGACGGCUCCCAUGAUAAUAAGGAUCAGGUUGAAGACCAAUCGAACCUAGGGAGCAUUCAUAACGACAGCUUACACGUGAUCAAUAGCCACGUUCCCGAUAUUGAUCGGAAGAUAAACUAUGAAAGAGUCUGCCCCAUGGAGAAAUGUCAGCGGUUACAAGUGGACUCCUUCAUGAGGUCACUCCCUCCAUACAUGAGGGCUAAUCCCUUCACACAUUUCGAGCAGAACUUCGAACACUACGAGACUUGUUCACCAGAACAACUAGCGAUUUUAAAACAACGUAUUGAACAUAAGAUGACCAAAGAAAAGGAGAAUUCUAUAGAAAUGGAAUCUCCAAUGGAGGAGUGGGUUGGGAAGGGAAUUGCUGUGCAGACCUCUGAGGGGGCCAUGGACUUGCCUCCCUGCGACUGUCACGUGCCCAGCCCUUCGCCUGCUUCCACUGAUAUUGUGUUUAAUGUUCAAGAUUUGAUUCCGGUGAAGCAAGCUAUGGACGCAAUUCACAGAGAAUUUCUCUAUGAUACAGAGAAAAUUAACUUCGACAGGUUCAAGUUGAUCGGACAAGAAAGCAGAUCCUUUUUGUAAGUUCAAUUUGAAAUUAGAGUAAUAGGGACAACAGGUCAACAUGCUUCGGCACGAAUCCACCACGACCUCAAAGAAAAUCGGGCGUGAAGCAAUCACAGCGUUGUAUUUCGUCGUGUGAAUGAGGUAUAUUAUCUCGAUCACGAUUGAAAAGUUAAGUCAGGGUAAAGACAUUUAAAAUUUUUACGUCCUUCAUAUCAUCAUCAUCAUCGGGUAGAUGUCCACUGCUGAACAAAGGCAUCCCUCUUAGUCCUCCAUGUCAAACGACAACUCGCCAUCUGCAUCCAUUGGCUCUCCGCGACUCUUACGAUAAUUUCCCCCAUAUAACGCUAAAAACACUAAAAUCCUCAGGCAAGAAGAAAUAAAGAAGAAUAAUUCAAAAGACUUCAAACAAACAAGGUAUAAUGACAUCAAGAAAAUAUUGAACCAGCAUCCAAGUCUUUUGGACAUUUUCCAAGCUAACGCUAUGUAAUGAAAUGCAAGUCUCAUGUAAACGAUUUAUUUCUAAAUCUGCAGUAACAAACAGAUUAAAAC
Molecule: messenger RNA, 2055 nt
Organism: Spodoptera exigua (beet armyworm)
Lineage: Eukaryota; Metazoa; Arthropoda; Insecta; Lepidoptera; Noctuidae
Source: the annotation of a GenBank genome assembly